AUGUUGCCGGCAAGGAAUCAAAACUUUAGUGCAACUCAGGUUUGUGCCAAUCCCAAUGGCUGUAUUUUGAAUGUGAAGCGCCAGGAUCUGUUCAAAUUUAUACGCUGGCUUAUGUGGUUUACCGCCUUUUGUUCAAUACCGCUCGAAAAUUGUCUACCAAGACGAUUGAAGGACUAUAGCGCGCACCUUAAUGUGGCAUUGGAAAUAUUUCUGCUUUUGGCGGUAUUUCACAUCUUUGUGCUCUACAUCUUCACCUUUUACUUCAAUUAUGAAAAUGGCGAUUUGGAGUUCUUAGUUAGUUGUUCCAUUGAAAUGUUGCUCUACUCCUGGGCGCUUUCGGUAAAGAUAUACUUUCGACGCAUACGACCCGAUCUGGUCUGUGGAAUUAUGGAAUAUGUGAAUAGGGAGCAUAUAACACACUCGGCAGUGGGCUUCAGUUAUGUAACAAUGAAAGAUUGUUUGGAGAAGUUGAAUGCAGGAACAAAAACCUUCGUUUGCUGUUGCUUUUCGGGUGUAACAUUUCGGCUCUUAUUGCCGAUUUUCUAUGAGGAACGUUCGCUGCCACUGCCCUGCUGGUAUCCUAUCGAUUAUAAGACGACUUUCAUCUACCCAAUGGCUUACUUUCUGCAAAUCGUAGCCCAACUACAAUUGGCUGCCACAUUUGCUCUCAGUAGCGUCUACUUCAUGGUGCUUUGCUUUCUGCUCUCGGCACAAUUUGACAUUCUCAAUUGUAGUUUAAAGAACAUAAUGGCCACAGCCUACAUUUAUAUGGGUGCCAGCAGAGAUGAGUUGAUCCAAUUGCGGGAGCAACAGUAUAUCGCAGACGCGGAGAUCAAUCAGUAUUUUGUUGUCAAAGAAGUGGCUGUGGAUCUAGAUUGCCUACAACAUUUAUUGAAUCCACAAAUACCGAGGUCGGCGAAUUUUCGUGAGGGCUUUCAACGCGCAUUAAAGCAAUGCGCUGAGCAUCACCGCUUCAUAUUAUGCGCCCUACAAAAAAUUGAGAGUUUGUAUUCGAUGCUGUGGUUCUUCAAGACACUCGAAGUUACUUUCGCCAUUUGCACAAUAGCCUUCGAUGUUGUCAAGUCCUCAAAUGGCAAAUCCAUCUUACAAGUGCUUUCGCUGGCCCAGUAUAUGGUUUUGGUGCUUUGGGAAAUGCUUAUGAUUUGCUACGGUGGCGAGAUAAUCUAUGUGAAUAGUCAACGUUGUGACGAGGCUCUGUUGCGCAGUCCCUGGUAUUUGCAUUCUCGCGAAGUACGUGCAGAUAUUUUAUUCUUUUUGAUGCAUGCGCAGCGCGCUUUCAAAUUAACUGGUGGUAAAUUUUAUCCUCUGCAGUUGCAAAAGUUUCGUGAGAUCGUUACGACAUCAUUUUCGUUCUUCACAUUGCUGCAAAAUAUGGAUAUGCGCAACUGA
Anastrepha obliqua is the source of this 1410-nucleotide messenger RNA. Its product is annotated as odorant receptor 83a-like. Gene Ontology annotation, molecular function: olfactory receptor activity; odorant binding. The record is from RefSeq and is a predicted model, not a curated record. Bases 1 to 1410 code for a protein of 469 amino acids. Gene Ontology annotation, biological process: detection of chemical stimulus involved in sensory perception of smell; sensory perception of smell. Lineage: Eukaryota; Metazoa; Arthropoda; Insecta; Diptera; Tephritidae. The transcript is spliced from 6 exons. Gene Ontology annotation, cellular component: plasma membrane.